Molecule: messenger RNA, 1047 nt
Organism: Pseudozyma flocculosa PF-1
Lineage: Eukaryota; Fungi; Basidiomycota; Ustilaginomycetes; Ustilaginales; Ustilaginaceae
Exons: 1
Coding region: 1-1047 (348 amino acids)
Source: RefSeq, a predicted model, not a curated record
AUGUCCUCUGUGCUCACCAUUAUCCGCGAGCUGACCAGCGAUCCCUGCUGGCGUCCGAAGCCGCCGCACUGGGAGCCGGAGCGCGACAUGAAGUCGCUCUCGGGCAAGGUGGCGCUCGUCACGGGCCCCACGGCCGGCAUCGGGUACGAGACGGUGCGGCAGCUGGUCCUCUCGGACGCCAAGGUCUACCUGUUCGGCCGCAACGUGGCCAAGAUGGAGAAGACGCGCGACGUCCUCCGCUCCGAAUGCGAGGCCACGCUGCGCGAAAAGGUCAAGGAAGGCGACCUGCGCUACAACGGCAAGGCGGGCGACAUGGUGCUGGUCCAGUGCGACCUGUCGAGCCUGCAGAGCAUCAAGCGCGCUGCCGAAGAGUUUCUCGCCAAGGAGGACCGGCUAGACCUCUUGUUUGGCAACGCUGGCCUCGUCACUGGCGGCAAGACCGAGGAGGGCUACGAGCUCAUGCUCGGCACCAACACGCUGGGCCACCACGCCCUCGUCCGCCUCCUCCUCCCCGCCAUCCAAAAGGCCGCCGCCGACCCGUCCAACCAGCCGGGCGCGACGCGCAUCGUCCUCACCGCCUCGGGCGCCCACCGCUUCGUCGACAAGCCUAUCAACAUGUCGCCCGAGGGCCUCGACGACUACAAGCGCGGCAAGCUCUCGAGCUCCGCCCACCUCUACGGCCGCUCCAAGAUGGGCAACAUCUACACGGCUCAGAAGCUCGCCGCCCUCUCGCAGGCAAGCAACGACGGCAUCGUCUCGUGCGCCGUCCACCCGGGCGCGAUCCAGUCGGACCUGGGCGGCAGCAACUUUGUCACGGCCCGCUUCAAAAAGAUGCUCCUCUACCCGGCCGCCGUCGGCGCCGUCACCCAGCUCUGGGGCGCCGUCGGCGCAGACAAGGACGAGGUCAACGGCAAGUACCUCAUCCCCUAUGCCCGCGUCGGCGAGCUCAACGAGCUCGGCCGCAACACCGAGGCGAGGGACCAGGUGUGGAAGUGGUGCGAGGAGCAGUGCCUCAAGCACGGCCUCAUCGACAGGGUCAUCGAGUAG